Molecule: messenger RNA, 1253 nt
Organism: Alosa sapidissima (American shad)
Lineage: Eukaryota; Metazoa; Chordata; Actinopteri; Clupeiformes; Clupeidae
Product: butyrophilin-like protein 2
Exons: 8
Coding region: 743-1222 (159 amino acids)
Source: RefSeq, a predicted model, not a curated record
ACAGGUUAGGCUACAUAGUCCUGCCUGUGUGUGUGUGUGUAUGUGCACAGACGUGUCUCAGUGAGCUCAACCGUAUCUCUGCCUGCGCGCCAUCUCUCCUCCAUGAUGCGUCUUUAUGGCUACAUAUUCAUGGGACAUAAUUAGCAAGCUAACAAGUUGAGAAAUGCAUGAUAUCGCACACAUGGACAACUGUUGGAUCUGAAGGACUGAGAUCAGGACUGAGAGAAAACAGACUGAGAGACUCAGAACUGAGAGAACAGGACUAAUCCAGAGACUCAGCGCUCAGGAUUCCAGCACUACUGAGAGAACAGGACUAAUCCAGAGACUCAGCGCUCAGGAUUCCAGCACUACUGAGAAAACAGGACUAAUCCAGAGACUCAGCACUUAGGUUUCCAGCACUACUGAGAGAACAGGACUAAUCCAGAGACUCAGCACUUAGGUUUCCAGCACUACUGAGAGAACAGGACUAAUCUAGAGACUCAGAAUCUCCAGCACGGCAGCACCGCAAGAAGUGAAAGUGAAUCUUAACCUCAGCCAUUUCAGAAGGGACUGUAGCUGGGAGAGGAAAUGGCCUCCGUAUAGCACUCUGAAGAGGAGUUCUCCUGUUUACGCUGAAACACUCAGGGAUCCUGUUCUCCUGGUCAUGGAGUCACAGUGUGUGUGAAGCCUACAGCAGCAGUGUCCAGUUUGCAGACUGUUUGGUGUGUUGCAGGGGCUGCUGCACUAGACUGAGGAAGGCAAAAUGGCAGCUGGGGGCACAGACAAAGAUUAUAAACUGGUCAUCCCUGAUCGUGCUGUGAAGUGUAAAGAUGGUGAUGAUGUCACACUGUGCGGUCACCUCUCUCCUGAAACCAGUGCUGUUGCCAUGGAGAUCAGGUGGUUUAGACGGACAGACUGUAUCUACCUGUAUAGGAAUGGUCAUGUGAUAGAGGGGAGGGGCUAUGAGGACAGAGUGAGUGUGGACCCCCAGCAGCUGCAGAGAGGAGACGUGUCUCUCAGACUGAGGAGGAGCAGAAGGGGAGAUGAUGAUGAUAGAGGAGUGUACACAUGCCAGGUCAUCAGUGGAGGACACCAGGAGGAGGGAAGAGUCGGGUUGGGGAUCAAAGCUGCUGCAGGAGGUGCUGCAAGAGUGGAGGCUGACGGAGAUCACUGCUGCAGAGAGGAAGAAAAUGGAGGAAUCUGUCCAGUCUCUGGCUCUCCCUGCAUGGCUGAAGGCAACUGAUGAGUUAAUGGAGAAAAACAGACAACUGGAG